AGGUAAGCGACAUUAUUUAGGCGCACCGAACGGACCCGCCGGUGGUGGGGCGAGUGCAUCUCGGGGCGAUCUGGAACCGAGGCGUGCGUGAACUCAGUUCGAAAUUGUGAGUCGGCGAGUGAGCUUGCGUCGGUCGGCAUCGACUCGCUCUCUGGAGUUUCCGCUCGCACGAUAAAAGGGAAGCGACCCUCGCGUACCUCGCUACUGUGCACCAGUCCGACGAUCCGACGAGGAGUGCUGCCGCCGCGGCCGGUGAUUGAGGGCCGGACUGUGCUUGUGCUUCACGUGUUUUGAUUUGAUACUUACUUGUUGGACUGUGCUUGUGACAUUGUGACAAUCGUGGCUAACAAUCAAUGAACUGUUUUUUGAAAGUUUCCUUUCUGAUUCGCAUCGGAUGAUGGUAUUACUAGAAGUAGUAGUGGUGUUGUGAAUCGUCCGGAAGACCCGAAGAACAUGGCGACCAAAGUUCUUUCAGUGUUAUUCGUUGUAGUGUUAGUGAGUUGCGCCAACGGUGCCAGAUGGUCGCACUCGGCGAUGCUCAGUCCGGACUACAGGCUGCUGUGGUCCCUGGGACCGGGUCCCCAGGACAUCACGUUCGAACUCCAAGUCCGGACGUUGGGCUACGUCGGCUUCGGAUUUAGCAGGGACGGACGCAUGGCCGGCGCCGACAUGGUCGUCGGAUGGGUCGACCAGGGACAAGUCUACUUCCAGGAUCGGCACGUCAAGGACUCGCCUGGAAGUUCCAACGACCGCGAACCGGAAGUGGACCCCAGCCAGGACUAUCAGCUGCUGUUGGGCUACGAGAACAGCACGCACACGGUCCUGCGAUUCCGUCGCAGGCUCGACACGUGCGACCAUCACGACAUACCCAUCACCAACGAUACGAUGAGGAUCGUCUGGGCCUUCCACCAGGAGGAGCCGGCCGGUGGGGCAGUCGGCCCCAAAUCGUUACCGCAACACGAAACUGGAACUCGAGGCACUCAAUCCCUGUACUUGGUCCAACGUGCCGAUCAAGAUGCUCCGGGACCGGACGAGACAGCCAGAAUUUGGGAGCUGAGGAAUCCCACAGUUGAGCCUCCGAUUCCAGGUGAAACUCUUUACUGGUGUCGGGUGUUCAGAAUUCCCACCAUCACCAGGAAGCACCACUUGAUUAGGUACGAGCCCCUCAAGGGGAUAUCGGGAUCAAACGGCUUACAGCACGUCGUGCUGUACGAAUGCCAGGAGAAUCCAGAAGUGGAGAAAUUGGCCAACACCCCAGGCAGACAGUGCUACGACCCGCACGCCCAGCCCCUGGCCUGCAACACCGUGGUGGCGAGCUGGGCCAGAGGCUCGGAGGGUUUCAGCUUCCCCCCGGAAGCGGGCUAUCCUCUGGACGCCCAAAAUUCCAGAUACUACCUUAUGGAGACUCAUUACACCAGCCCCAUUGACGGCAGCAUGGGUUCGAUCGACGGCUCAGGUCUGCGACUGUUUUACACCCCCGAGUUGAGGAGACACGAUGCGGGGGUUAUUUCAAUAGGGAUGGAUCCUAAUUGGAGGCAUAUUAUUCCGCCUGGUCAACAACGGGUUGUUUCGUCGGGGCACUGUGUGGCUGAUUGUACCCGCCAGGCGUUCCCGCCGUCCGGCAUCAACAUGUUCGCGGUCGUGAUGAAGACCCACCGCAUCGGCAAACAGGUCUCGUUGAAGCAUAUACGGGGUGGCGUCGAGCAAGCGCCCAUCGCCACCGACGACAAUCUCGACGCCGAUUAUCAGGAGUACAGGAAUUUGGGCGUGCCGGUGAAGAUCUACCCCGGCGACCACUUAAUUACGGAGUGCACUUACAACAGUUCCGGACGCAGUGCUAUCACUUUGGGCGGUUUGACUAGUCGCGAGGAAACCUGUCUGGUCAUGGGGUUGUAUUAUCCGAAGCAACGGUCUUUAGCGGCCUGCCACAGCUUGCCCAGUCUGCCCACCGUCCUCCACUCGCUCGGCAUCCAGGAACUUAGCCCGGGCUCGAAUCCGGUGCGGAUAGCUGCGCCCCCGGAGCUGGCCGGGAUGACCCUGGAAGCCAGAUUAGUGUCGUACGAUUGGGACAAUCAGUUCCAUAGUUUUCAGGAAGCCACAAUGAAAGGGUCCUUUAAGCCUCUUUGUUGGACGGCGCAAUCGACGUUAUUACCGGGUACGGAUAAGGAGUCCCACUACCCGAACAUCUCGAAGCCUUACGCGAAGAGCAGGGUGGACGAGUGCAACUACAGACGGUACAGCACGGAGGGCUGGCCCGGCGGAACGCCCAUAAUCGAGCUGGACAGCAACCACAUAGAGGGUGCCGCCAGGAGCAAAGUGUCGAGGAGCAGCAGCGUGUCGUUGGAGGAGUCGCUAGGCUUGAGCCGGUUCAACUCCGGCACCAGUGAAAGUGGUUUUUGUGCGCUCGUACUCUUCUCCGUGCUGGUGAUCUGGUUCAACCGUUGACUUUGGUGACCCUCCAUAGUGAAACUAGUGAAUGACUGACUGUUUAAUCGAUUUCUUUUUUGUAUAAAGAACUCAGUGAUGCUGUGCUAUUCGACAAUUUCUGGCAAAUUGUUUUCAAGUCAUGUUUUUAUACUAGUCCGUUCGGCCAGAUUAUCAUGGACAUUUGACAGUGUGAAUCUGCUUAGUGUGUGAUCCAGUAAAGCGUUCGAAUGUUACUGUGCUUCGAAAGUGUGGACUGCAAUUUUUUUUUAACUCUAUCCUGUGCCAACUGUACAGCCUGACAACCUUUCGAAGGGAAUUUAAACAUCGGAUCUUGGUUCCAUAAGGGUAAGCGUCGCUCCGAUAUGCCCAAGGAAUUAAGUCGGAUGGUUAGGUUUACGGUUCAACCUACUCUAUUUACACCUCGUGUCUUACCUACCUUUUCCAUUCCUCCUAAGAUGUAGCGUUAUUAACAUUAAAUGAUGUAUUGUCGCAAUCCAAUUGCCAGUCAUAGAAAUUAAAUAAAAACAAAAAAAAAACAUAAAAAUACAAUUAAAUUGUAGAAACCCAAGAACGCUUUACUGUAAAAUAAAAUAAUGUAGCGGCUUCGACGCCGAAUUGGACAGAUGAUAUGCCGCGUUUGGUCUGUGAUGCAAAGUAGAAAAUAAGCACUUUUUUAAAAUAUGUUUCUUUUCUGUACUACUACAACACGUAGUCAGCAUUGUUGUUGUUAGUUUUCGACUUUUAUUGACCGUGAAUUUAAUAACUGUUGGAUACCUUUUGUAUUUAUAUGUAAAUUUCGUCUAUUUUAUUGUAUAUUUGUAGUCCUGACUGGUGCUAUAUAUAGUUUUUAUUCCUUGUAAAUGUACUGUAUUUAAUUUAUUAUCCUCGUUUGUUUCCUAGAACAAAAUGAACUCUUGUACAGUGUAGAUAACUUGUGUAAUAUAUUUUAUAAAUAAAUCUCAAUAUCUAGCAAUA
Messenger RNA from Aethina tumida (small hive beetle), 3402 nucleotides. It is a transcript of the gene olf413, whose product is annotated as MOXD1 homolog 2. Gene Ontology annotation, cellular component: secretory granule membrane. The coding region runs from base 454 to 2445 and encodes 663 amino acids. Gene Ontology annotation, molecular function: dopamine beta-monooxygenase activity; copper ion binding. The transcript is spliced from 7 exons. The record is from RefSeq and is a predicted model, not a curated record. NCBI's taxonomy places the organism in Eukaryota, Metazoa, Arthropoda, Insecta, Coleoptera, Nitidulidae. Gene Ontology annotation, biological process: norepinephrine biosynthetic process; dopamine catabolic process; octopamine biosynthetic process.